This is a messenger RNA of Andrographis paniculata, 1794 nucleotides long. RefSeq names its product probable N-acetyltransferase HLS1. Lineage: Eukaryota; Viridiplantae; Streptophyta; Magnoliopsida; Lamiales; Acanthaceae. Bases 391 to 1617 code for a protein of 408 amino acids. The transcript is spliced from 3 exons. The record is from RefSeq and is a predicted model, not a curated record. Gene Ontology annotation, molecular function: acyltransferase activity, transferring groups other than amino-acyl groups.
UGUGUGUAUAUAUAUAUAUAUGUAUGUAUGUAUAUUGUAUGUGUUUAUAUAUAAGUAUUGAAUCACACAAUCUGAGCACCUUCAAACAUUUGGCCCUUAUCUUCCUCGAGAUGUUCUUCCCUUUGCUCUUUAAAUCACAAUCAUUUCUAUUUCCCAUUUCUCGAUAAGAAUUUCUGCCUUCUCAUUUCCCAAUCUUCACGUUGUCAUUGUCCGGGGUUAUAUAUAUUAUAUAUGUAUGUAUAUAUAGUCCAAUCUCCUGAAGGAACUGUCCAAAUCCGUGCGAUUAGGCCGUUGCUGUUCCAGUUUCAGCUGUUUCAAUUGAUGUAUUUGUGUUGAUAUAAACGUUGUAUAGUGACUAAUUAUCAGCAGGUGGCGGUGGAAGGAGGCGGAAUGGCGGCGGUUGUGGUGAGGGAAUAUGACGCGAAUAAGGAUAGUCGAGCGGUUGAGGAAGUGGAAAAUCGGUGCGAGGUUGGCCCCAGCGGAAAACUGUCUCUCCAUACCGACCUGUUAGGGGAUCCGAUUUGCAGAGUUCGUAAUUCCCCUGCGUUUCUGAUGCUGGUGGCGGAGACGGCGGCGUCGGGCGAAGAAGAGGGGGAAAUAGUGGGGAUGAUCAGAGGCUGCAUCAAAACCGUCACGUGUGGAACGAAGCUCUCGCGGAACGGCAAAAAUGGAUCGAAUAAACCGCCGGAACAGCUCGCCGUCUGCACCAAACUCGCCUACAUCUUAGGCCUCCGCGUUUCACCUUCUCACAGGAGAAUGGGAAUCGGAUUGAAGCUCGUACGGAAGAUGGAGGAAUGGUUUCGAGAAAAUGGAGCUGAAUAUUCCUACAUGGCGACGGAGAAGGACAAUGAAGCCUCCGUGCAGCUCUUCACUCAGAAGUGCGGUUACUCCAAAUUCCGGUCGCCGGCGAUCUUAGUUCAGCCAGUCUUCGCUCACCGAUUCAAGCUCAGCAAACGAAUUUCAAUCAUCAAACUCACCUCCGCCGACGCCGAGGCGCUCUACCGCCGGUAUUCCUCAACAACAGAGUUUUUUCCGCGCGAUAUCGAUUCGAUCCUAAACAAUAAGCUCAACCUCGGCACUUUUCUCGCCGUUCCGGCGAGAUCGACGUACUCCAAGUGGUGGCCGGGCGCGGCGGCGUUCCUGCUCGACCCGCCGGAGUCGUGGGCCGUGCUCAGCGUCUGGAACUGCAAGGACGUGUUUACACUCGAGGUCCGCGGCGCGUCGCGCUUGCGGUUAGCCCUGGCGAAGGCCACGCGCAUCGCGGACCGGGUUUUUCCCUGGUUACGCCUCCCAUCGAUUCCCCAAGUCUUUAGACCGUUCGGUUUUCAUUUUCUUUAUGGGCUUGGAGGGGAAGGCCCAAAUUCGGCCCAAUAUAUGAGGGCCCUUUGUGGGCUGGCCCAUAACAUGGCCCAAGAGCGCGGCUGCGGCGUAGUGGCCACUGAGGUCGCCAGCCGGGAGCCGCUCAGGUUAGGAAUCCCACACUGGAAGAGUCUAUCGUGCGCGGAGGACUUGUGGUGCAUUAAGCGGUUCGGGGAAGACUACAGUGACGGGGCAGUCGGUGACUGGACAAAGUCACCGCCAGGGCUCUCCAUUUUUGUUGAUCCCAGAGAGUUCUAAUAAUACAAAUACUAAUAAAUAUAUAAUUAAUUAUAAUUAUUAUAAUCUGAGUAGGCUUAUCUGUGUAGUUGUAGUAUGCAUGUAUGUAUCUUCUAUAUUACAAAAUUUAUCGUCUUUUUUGUUUUGUACCAACCUAGUACAUGCAUGAGUCUUGUAAUAUAAAUAAUAAUAAUGCAU